CGUACUUUGUAUAUAUUAAGUAUCAUUGGUAUUAUAAAGAUGAACAGCUUACAGUUUAGGGUUUCAAAAAUGUCUCAUAUUAUUGUCAAUCGACUAUUCAAGCCGUCAGUCUCCAGAAAAUUCCUCAGACACACAAACGUUCGUCUGUUCACAUCUGAUCAACCCUACCCGUUUCUUUUGGUCGACCACAUCCUCAAGAAUCCAAACUCUCCGAAAGCUGGCCAAGGAAUAGAGUACUCAAGCUGCCGCAAGGAAAAUGAAAUCUUCAUUACCGACAAGGAAGUCGCAAACAACGUCUGUGAUGCAAUGACUGCCGGAUUUUCACGUGAUGGUUUGAAGCUCGAAAAUACGUACAGGGGUAUAGCUAUCCAUUACAAAAACGUGUCGGCUCAGCUACCUCCUCUACCCGCAGGUUCAAAAAUUCAAAGCCUGGCUAUGUCCUCUUUACCUACCCGAGAGAAAGAUUGGGUAGUGGGUGUCAAGUUAUCGGGAUCCCGGUUGAGUCUGUGUAGGCCUUUCGGGAGCUGUAAAUGGAUAGACAUAAAAAACGCACCUGGGUCUAUCAACCCUAUGUCGAGCCUCAUGUUCUCCAAAAAAGAGAGAAGCUUCUACAUUCCUAGUCUCGGAGGCAACUACUUGUGCUAUUUGCCAAAGGGACUAGACAAACUCGAGUUCAUGGAUCUGGAGUUUGACGAUCUUCCAGCCUCGGUGUAUGAGGAGGUUGCGAAGUUGAGUUCAUAUUCAAGAACAGACCAUCUUGUGGAGUCACCGACCGGCCAACUUUUCCUUGUCAAGUGGUAUGGUGAGGACUCAGAGGUGUUAAUGGACUCAGACUCGGACUCCAACUCAAACAAGGACGGUAAAAUGAGAUGUCUAACACUGAAGCAAGUAACAAAAAAAUUCAUGGUGUUUAGGGCAGGGGAGCAAUCGGAUCACUAUGAUAAGACUAUGAUCUACACAGAAGACAUUGGAGAUCUUUGCAUCUUUCUUGGACAUAGCCAGGCUUUCUGCGUCCCAGCCAGCUCUUCUCCUGGACUCAAGCCUAACUGCAUCUACUUUGUGGGUAAUAACUUUGGUGUUUAUGAUCUCGCCACCAAAACUUGCACUACCUUCCACACAUACGAAGAUUACGUAGAUUAUGAAAAGGGUCCAGUGAAGAGAAUUGAAUUCCCUUACUGGCCAACUCCAGUUUCUCUCUAGCUUCACUUAAUUAAGAUGGUUGGGUUGUUUCUCGUUUGUUUGCUUUCAUUAUAAUGUUGUUAUAGGUGUCCUUGCUUUCCUAUGCUAUCAUUUAAAUCCAGUGUUCUAUUAUAAUGGAAUUUACUAUCUAUGAAUGGUA
Messenger RNA from Raphanus sativus (radish), 1339 nucleotides. RefSeq lists its product as uncharacterized. The record is from RefSeq and is a predicted model, not a curated record. The transcript has 3 exons. Lineage: Eukaryota; Viridiplantae; Streptophyta; Magnoliopsida; Brassicales; Brassicaceae. The coding region runs from base 40 to 1200 and encodes 386 amino acids.